Messenger RNA from Solenopsis invicta (red fire ant), 4563 nucleotides. RefSeq lists its product as uncharacterized. Gene Ontology annotation, molecular function: odorant binding; olfactory receptor activity. Lineage: Eukaryota; Metazoa; Arthropoda; Insecta; Hymenoptera; Formicidae. Gene Ontology annotation, cellular component: plasma membrane. Bases 2024 to 4207 code for a protein of 727 amino acids. Gene Ontology annotation, biological process: detection of chemical stimulus involved in sensory perception of smell; sensory perception of smell. The transcript is spliced from 20 exons. The record is from RefSeq and is a predicted model, not a curated record.
GCGGAAUGUAUCGAAAUACAAACUAUAAUUAAUUGCUGAUGGACGUAUUUUAACACGAUUAACGGCGAUAAUUCACAAAGCGAUAAAAUGAUUUUUAACGUAUGUAUACCAAAGCAACCUACAUUACAUAUUAAUGGUUCAUUGCUGCAGCCAAUCUCCAGAGAGCUGACGUCUAGCAAUUAUAUCCACGUUGAGACGAACCAAAUAUCUAGAAUCAAUUUCACCAUUUCCAUCAUCUUAUGUGGCGAAUAUGCUGAUUAUCCAGAAGUUUACAGAUGACAGUGGCAUGGUUUCGACACACUUCAGGACAAGUAUAAUUUAUCCCCUUGCCACGUAGUUUUGUCCGAUUUCGGCCGCAUUUUUAAUACAAAUGUAUGAUGCAGACAUUAUGUGAAAGAGCAAUUACAAUUCGCAUAGAAUGUUGCUAAAAAUUGUGAAACAUUAUAUACAAAACGUUUGUUUGACAACACCAGAUUUCUAUUUAUAUAUACAGGUAUAUAUAACUGAAAAGAAAUUUAUAGAAAUAACUAAGAAGAUUAUUCUUUAUUUUAUUAAUGUAAAAUUUGUGACAAUAAUUACACCUGUCAAGUGUAUUAAGUAUCGAUACAUUUAUAUAAAUACACUAGCAUUAAAUAAUAAAAAAAAAUGUGAAUAAUUAAUUAUAUUUAUAUUUAUUAUGAAAAAACAUGUAAGAUAUUAAUUAAUUUAAUGCAAAGGAAAUGCAAAUACUUAUCGACAAGACGCCAAAGUUUUAAAAUAAGACAUUUUAUUUGUACUAUUUAUAAAAAUAGGAAAUAUUGUCGAUCUUACAACAUAAUAUUAAAAUGUAGUUUAUGUUAUAAAUUUUUAUCGUGAAUAUUCAUAUUAUUAUAAGGUUUUUAAACUACAAAAACAAACAAGUUUUAGCUAUUAUCUUGUUACGGAAAUGCACGGUAUAUGACUUCUAACUAAGAUAAGUAUAAUUUUAUCCCUGAAUUUUAAUUUUGAAUUUUGCGCACUAUCUAAACAAAAUGUUAUAGUGUUCUAGCGAUUUGUCACCAAGUUGAAGCAGAAUAUUGUGGUAGAUUGGCAUUUGCAUUAAACUCAUGGUUUGCCAGCAGAUUCCGUCGGCAUAAUUUAAUUGCAAAACAAUUAAGCAGAUUUUAUUAUUUAAUAAUCAUUUAAGUGAAAUGUAUUUGAACAGUUAAAGGGUAAUAUUUCUACAAGAUGACUGACGUUGUGCCAGAAACUAUAAUGUCGGAUGCAGUUCUAGCAAGAAUAUUGUAUUACAAACUGUUUAGGACGCGAAGCAAAACUAACAUUUCCUCAGCAGGAAAAAAUAGUGGCGUUAGGUGGUUGAUUGCUGCAGCCAAUUUCCAGAGAGCUGACGUCUAAUAAUUAUAUCCACGUUGAGACGAGCCAAAUAUCCAGAAUCAACUUCGCCAUUUCCAUCAUCUUAUGUGGCUUUAUCAAAUAUGCUGAUUAUCCAGAAGUUCAUAGAUGACAGUGACAUGGUUUCGACACACUUCAGGACAAGUAUAAUUUAUCCCCUUGCCACGUAGCUUUGUCCGAUUUCGGCCGCAUUUUUAAUACAAAUGUCUGUUGCAGACAUUAUGUGAAAGAGCAAUUACAAUUUGCAUGAAAUGUUGCUAAAAAUUAUGAAACAUUACAUACAAAACGUUUGUUUGACAACACCAGACUUCCAUUUAUACAUACAGAAUAGCUUUAUUUCGCGAACACGUGGCUAACACUGGCCUAUUAUAUGCGCGUCGCACAAACGCAUUAAACUUGCAAUUAUUCGGGCGAUAGAACACGCUAUUUCCGCGUAUCGUGGAAGAGUCGAUCCUACGACCAAUUGUUGAUAAGCUGAGACAAAAAGGGUUUCACUGCGUGCAAAUAAUUGCGUACUAUGCUAUAAUGGCAUAAUUACGGAUAUCCAUCUGACACAAGGAAUUGCUAAUGGGGCGGCGCUUCAGUUGGCGGUGAGUACGGUUUACUUACGCAAGUAUCGCUGAUGUAGUUCGCAUUCCUAGUAUUUCUAAGAAUGGCCGAGCAAAAGGACAUUUGGCAAAGCCGGUAUUACGCGAUUCCUAGAUUAUACAUGACCUUAGCAGGAUUAUGGCCGUACCAUCCAAUUCGCGACAGAUAUUUGCGCUUUGUACCAACGUUUAUAAUCUGUUCGAUCAUCCUUAUACCAAUGCUACUGUAUGUGUCCCUCGCCAUGGAGGAUCUUGAUGAUCUAUUCGAGUGUAUGCCAACAAUUCUAAUCACGAUAAUAUUCAGCUUUAAAUUAGCGAGCUUGAUGGCAAACAGUGAGAAAAUAAAGGUCUGUCUUAAGACUAUAGAGGACGAUUGGUUGUCAUUAAACGAUAAGGAAAAAGCUAUUCUACAAAGACAUACUACGUAUGGACAAAAUUUGACGAUAUUUUAUGCAGUCUUUAUGGUGAUGACGGGAUUGCUUUACAUGUUCAAGUCAAUCGUAUUGAUAAUGAUAGAAGAUACUUCAAACUCGACUAAACUGGCUGUAACAAAACUUCCCUUUCGCGUGGAAUACGGCUCCACGAUAGAUCAGUACUUUUAUCCGAUACUGGUUCACUGUUACCUAACUGUUUAUUCUCAUGUGACCGCCACGGUCGCCGCUGAUUCCUUCUACUUCAUUUUGAUUCAACACGCCUGCGGGAUGUUCUCGGUUGUCGGAUACAUGCUGGAACAUAUUGGCGAGGAUAAUGAUACAAAUUUUGAUACAAAGCCCAACAAAAUAAAUGACAAUAAUUACAAAAGAGCUCUUUAUUGCUUACGCAAGCAUCUACAUGUGAUAGAAUUCGCGGAACUGAUCGAGUCUACGUUUACAAAAAUAUUCCUGGUCAGCGUUAGUUUAAAUAUGAUUGGCGGCAGUAUAUGCGGUAUUCAAGUUUUGAUGAAUUUGAACGACGCGAAAGAUAUCGUAGCACCUCUUGCUAUCUAUGUUGCUCAACUCACCCAUCUUUUCUUCCAAUUUUGGCAGGCUCAGUUCUUAUUAGAUUACAGUCUUGCUCCGUACGAAUCGAUUUGCAGGUCAAAUUGGUAUUAUACCUCGGAGAGAUGUAAAAAACUUUUGCUUCUAAUCAUGACUAGAACUGUAUCACCGUGCAGAAUAACCGUUGGCAAAGUGGCAACUCUGUCCAUUGAAAGUUUCGGCGUGCUUCUAUAUCUUCUAAUUGCCGCGGCAAAUCUCGACGAUGUGUUCUCGUGUACUCCGUCAAUGUGGAUUACCAUAAUAUUCAGCUUUAAAUUAGGAUGGUUGAUGGUAAACAAUAGAAAAUUGAAAACCUGUCUGAAAACGAUGGAGGACGAUUGGUUAUCUUUGAAUACGGAUGUAGAAAAAUCUAUUCUACAGCGGCACACCACGUACGGACGGUAUAUCACACUUACUUACGGAGUCUUCAUGCAGGGCGUGGGAAUUCUUCUCAUACUGAAAUCCGUCGUGGUGAUGCUGCUGGAGGAUACUUCGGAUGCGACGGUGUCCACCCUAGUGGCGGAAGCGAAGCUACCCCUUCGCGUGGAAUACGGGGAAGCGUUAGAUCGCUACUUGUAUCCAAUGGCGAUACACACUUACCUAGCUGUCUUCUCCCACAUCAGCAUCACCAUCGCGGUUGAUUCCUGCUACAUCGCUCUGAUUCGCCACGCAUGCGGGAUGUUUGCGAUUGUUGGACACACGCUGGAACACAUUGGCAAAGACAACGACGGCAAUUUCGAUCUGAAACCUGACAAAGUAAAAGAUGACAAUUACAACAGAGCUUUGGACUGCCUGCGCAAGCAUCUGCAUGUGAUACAAUUCGCGGAACUAAUUGAGUCUACGUUCACAAAUAUAUUCCUGGUCAGCGUUUGUCUGAACAUGAUUGGCGGCAGCAUGAUCGGCAUACAGGUCGUUCUGAACUUGAACGACGCGAAAGAUAUCGUAGAACCCUUGGCUAUCUACAUCGCUCAACUCAUUCAUCUCUUCCUUCAAUUCUGGCCAGCUCAAUUUUUGAUAGAUUACAGCGUCCUUCCUUACGAAUCAGUUUGUAGAUCAAAUUGGUAUUACACUUCGGGGAGGUGUCGAAAACUUCUUUUCUUAAUCAUGAAUAGAAGCGUGUUACCAUGCAGAAUAACUGCUGGCAAAGUCGUGCCCUUAACUAUUGAAAACUUUGGCACGGUUUUAAAAACAAUGAUGUCUUAUUUCACGAUGAUGCGUUCCUUCAAUUCAUAACUUCAACGCAUCUUUACAAUUCAGCUUUUUAACAUCAUAAAAUUUACUUAUCCACUCGUACUCUUUACCACAGUUUCAGCGAAAGAAUGAUCUGAGUUAUUUUUAAAAUAGUUUCAAACUUGUUAAAAGAAAAUUAUAAAUCAUGUCCGCACGUGAAUAAUCGUGAUAUCUUUACGCAGCGAUUGACUCGAAUUAUUUUAAUUGUCAAACAUAUUGAAAAUAUAAGAUGUUUCUCUAAAUAUUGUAUAAUUUUUAUGACAUUAAAAAAUUGUAAACAUUGUAAUUCGAAAGCGAAAUGCCGCACGACUCCUUGCGCAAUGACCUCAAUUGUUUAAAAAUAAAAUUUUUAUAUAAGA